Dermacentor albipictus is the source of this 3165-nucleotide messenger RNA. RefSeq names its product collagen alpha-1(III) chain-like. The record is from RefSeq and is a predicted model, not a curated record. NCBI's taxonomy places the organism in Eukaryota, Metazoa, Arthropoda, Arachnida, Ixodida, Ixodidae. Gene Ontology annotation, molecular function: extracellular matrix structural constituent conferring tensile strength. Gene Ontology annotation, biological process: extracellular matrix organization.
UUCCCUCGGCACCGGGCGUUUCCACGGUACCAGGAGCUCCCUCAACGCCAGGCGUCCCCUCGGUGCCUGGUAUUCCCUCGAUACCAGGCAUUCCGUCUACGCCAGGCACUCCAUCGGUACCAGGUGUUCCUUCGAUGGCCGGCAUUCCGUCGACACAAGGCCUUCCCUCGGUACCAGGAGUUCCCUCUACACCGGGCGUUGCCUCCACACCGGGCGUUCCUUCGAGACCGGGCGUUCACUCGACAACAGGUGUUCUCUCGAGACCAGGCGUUCCCUCGACACGAGGAGUUCCCUCGGCACCGGGCGUUUCCUCGGUACCAGGAGCUUCCUUAACGCCAGGCGUCCCCUCGGUGCCUGGUAUUCCCUCGAUACCAGGCAUUCCGUCUACGCCAGGCACUCCAUCGGUACCAGGUGUUCCUUCGAUGCCCGGCAUUCCAUCGACACAAGGCCUUCCCUCGGUACCAGGAGUUCCCUCUACACCGGGCGUUCCUUCGAGACCGGGCGUUCACUCGACACCAGGUGUUCUUUCGAGACCAGGCGUUCCAUCGACACGAGGAGUUCCCUCGGCACCGGGCGUUUCCACGGUACCAGGAGCUCCCUCAACGCCAGGCGUCCCCUCGGUGCCUGGUAUUCCCUCGAUACCAGGCAUUCCGUCUACGCCAGGCACUCCAUCAGUACCAGGUGUUCCUUCGAUGGCCGGCAUUCCGUCGACACAAGGCCUUCCCUCGGUACCAGGAGUUCCCUCUACACCGGGCGUUCCCUCCACACCGGGCGUUCCUUCGAGACCGGGCGUUCACUCGACACCAGGUGUUCUCUCGAGACCAGGCGUUCCCUCGACACGAGGAGUUCCCUCGGCACCGGGCGUUUCCUCGGUACCAGGAGCUCCCUCAACGCCAGGCGUCCCCUCGGUGCCUGGUAUUCCCUCGAUACCAGGCAUUCCGUCUACGCCAGGCACUCCAUCGGUACCAGGUGUUCCUUCGAUGGCCGGCAUUCCGUCGACACAAGGCCUUCCCUCGGUACCAGGAGUUCCCUCUACACCGGGCGUUCCCUCCACACCGGGCGUUCCUUCGAGACCGGGCGUUCACUCGACACCAGGUGUUCUCUCGAGACCAGGUACUACUGGAAGUACGACAACAACCACAACUACGACAACUACUACGACAACGACAACGACGACUACAACAAGUACAACCACAACGACAACCACGACUACUACGACUACGACCACAACGACUACCACAACGACUACGACUACGACCACAACGACCACCACGACGACUACAUCUACGACCACAACGACCACCACGACGACUACGACUACGACCACAACAACCACCACGACGACUACGACCACAACAUCUACGACCACAACAACUACGACGACAACAACUACGACCACAACGACAACCACGACUACGACAACUACGACCACAACACCCAUCCCUACUGCACCAAAACCCGUGAGGACCCUCGACAACGCAUUCUACUGCACCGCAUCCGUUGGUACCGUUACAAUGGCGCUGCCACCAGAUGGUGUUUGCGACUAUAUGUUUUUCGACUCACUCUACACGACCAAUAAUACAUUCACCUUCGUCGACACGACACCGAGCGAUGACCUAGAGGUGUAUCUCAAGGCAGCCAACUCAUCACAGAAGACAGAGCAUGGCGUCGGCAUCAAUUUCAGGUUUGUCGCAAGCGCUGGGAACCACUUAACAACACGUCAGGAUGAUACAAAGAAGUUCCUCAGAGCACUCCUGGCUCACAGGAUCGUCGGAUUAGGAAUCCUAAGCAUAAACAAGCUCCAGUUCUCGGUCGGAGCCUUCGAACAGGCGAUCCAACUACUUGCGAACCUGAAAUCAUUUAUUUUGAGAGAGCUGAACAAUAAUAAUAUAUUUACUGUGGUCGGAAUCUACAUUAGCGGAUUCGAAACAGGAGACCCGAUGAGAAACAUAUUUAGCUCUGCAGGAGCGCCCGACGUCGUCAUCGGCCUAGGACACAUUGCCUAUCCAACCAACAACAUGACAAACUGCGAAAUGGUACCUCAUAGUGUUUUCAGUAAUGACACCAAGGCACAGCAGCUACGAACAAAAUACGGCAGUCUCUAUUCACUGUACGUAAAAAUAGCUGAUAUGUCGCUCAUGAUGCGAUAUUUUCCUGGGAUGGCUUGGGCAAUUGCCUCAACGCUAACGGCAAGACAAUACCAGCCUACAGGCAAAUACGAUGUAUACAAGCCUUGCCAAACCAUGGGAGCCAACGAACAAUAUGCUUCGCCUGUCACGGCUUGUGAAGGUCUCAGCCUAACAGACGUCAUCAACGCUAUCCCUUACGAACAGUUAGGCAGCAAGGAUGGUGUGCAGAUUGUCAACCUCAACAAGAAGCGGCUCUUUCUAUUUGACGAUGCAGCCAGCCUUGCUACAAAGUAUUGUGCCGGCUUGUUCAUCGUUAGAAAGAAUAACCUUGGGAAAUUCGGCCUCGCUGCCUAUGACGUCAACUACGACCAAGGCGUGAGCACCGUUCUCUUGUGUAAUUCGACCAUCAACAAAAUCGGGAACUUUGCUCGAGUAAACUUUAUGAGAAAAAUGACGGAUGUCUUCCGAGACCCUAACAUCGGCACCCUGGAACCCAAAAAGUGCUUGGACGCCCUUCCAAAGUAAGGUCGCCACGCCGACUGGCCAAUGCACCACGCUUUCGCCACCUGUGCUGCCGAGUGGAACAUGAUAUUUUGUUUGACGCUCCUUGGUAUCAUAUUGAACUGUUAUUGGGACGUCCGACCCAGAAUGCGGCUCGUUGCGUGUACUCAUGGGGCAGUCCGGACUCACUUCCGGCUCGGAUUUCAGUGAUUACGCAAUGGGACAGACAUUUGAAAUCGCCUUUUAUUUAUUUUGUUCUCGUUUUGUUAACGCUUGCAGGACUUAUUGGCGGAACGUAUUUUCACGUAUACGUUCUUUUUUUGCAUGCGUUGUCUGCGGCAUUUGCGACGCACUUUGGUGUACGUGUCGCGUAUCCGUUUCUUUUAUGCCAGAUUUAUCGCUGGUUUGUUGUAUCUGAUAGAACUACAAUUUUGUUUCUUAAGUAACCUGUUACACCAACCACUUAUAGGUUGAUGUGAAGUUGUUUUGCAAAUGGCCUUUGGCUUACGCAGAAUUUUACUUAUUCUAUCACGUU